Messenger RNA from Drosophila subobscura, 3802 nucleotides. It is a transcript of the gene fj, whose product is annotated as extracellular serine/threonine protein kinase four-jointed. Bases 1430 to 3394 code for a protein of 654 amino acids. Lineage: Eukaryota; Metazoa; Arthropoda; Insecta; Diptera; Drosophilidae. Gene Ontology annotation, biological process: cell-cell signaling. The record is from RefSeq and is a predicted model, not a curated record. The transcript has a single exon.
AGUCAGCCGUCAUUCCAAAAACUCAAAGCGACCGGUACGCAUGCGCGCAGUUCGCAGAUCCGCCAGAAGCACUUGCCACAGAACAGAGCUGCGAUUUAUAGAGGUGUCCGAGUGGCGACACACGGGAACGAACGCGUCUAAAAAUACUACGCGAGAAAGACAAACACCAAAGUGAAACGAGAGAACAGAAAAGAGCGAACAAGGAAUAAUAUACAAAACAAAAAGCAAAUAAAGCAAAGGCAUAAAAAUUCCUCACAUCGUUCGGCGCGCACCAACGACAACGACAACGACGGGCAGGAUCGAAUGUGGCCAACAAAAAGCACAAAAGAGAAUACAGCGAAAUAAAAUAAAAUAAAAUAAAACAAAGUCCAGCGAAGGUGCGACACAAGAAAUUAAAUUGAUAAAACCUAAGAGCAGGCAGGGCCCAGGCCUAGGUAGACGCGCAGACGCAGACGCAGACUUGUCGCUGCUGUUUGCCUGCAAUUAUCGGGGCAGCGCAUCGCGUCGGGAAUGCGCCCUGCGAAGGCGCGCGAGUGUGAGUGAGUGUUCGCGUACGUGACAGUGUUCGCGUGAGUGUGUGUGGCAAAUAGCUCAAAGCCACGAAAUCGCUUUUAUCGGUGCGCCGAAAUCGCCAAUUGGAAAAAUUAAACAAAAGAGAAACUGUUAAGCGAGAAGCUGGGAAGAAGGGCAAAUACAUCCCACAGAAAUAUUGACCCACGGGCUUACAUACACACACACACACAAACUAUCCCCUCGACACACACACACACACACACAGUCGAAGACAAACCAAGAAACAGGGAAAUUGUACAACAACAAAAUUACAGCAAGUGAUCGUGCAGAAAAUAGAUCGAUAAACCCGAAAAAACGGGGGGAAACCAGCGAAAAAUAUAAAAAUAAAUAAGCGAAAGACGAUCGCGAGCGAUCAAGGAGCCAAGGAGUCACAGCCACAGCCACAGCCAGAUCCAGAGGAGGAGGAGAGAGCCAGACAGAGAGCUUGCUGCUUGCUGCUUGCGUUUGCGGCACGUUUUUGUGUUUUUAUUUCAAUUUCAAUUGUGGAAAUCGUAGAGGAAAAAUUCGCUAAAAGCCAACCGGUCCAUCUACAGUCCAGAGGGACUCCACAGCCAAGCCGCCAAGUCAAGACACAGAACCAGAUCCAGAGCCAGAGCCAGACCCAGACCCAGAACCGAGGAGAGACGAGACCCGAUAUUUAUUAAACAAAGACAGAAAUUAAUUUCACGACUUUGCCGAUUGCCACCCGCACUCAGCCCAUCCUCAUCUUCCGACCAGAGCAAGCAACCAGCAACCAACAACCAGCAACCCGCACCGCCUCCUGCGGACGGCUUCUUUAUGCCCAUCCAGAAUUUUGGGCCAGCUUGUGUUUGAGCGUAGGAGAGCAUAGAGAGGAGGGAACUCGGCGGCCAGCAAAAUGUACGACAUCAAGCACCUGGAAGCCGGACAACAUCAGCCACAGCCACAGACACAGCACCACCCACAACACCCACUGAGCGACCGCCUGAGCCCAGCACUGAGCGGCUCCGCCACAGCCGAGCAGCAGCUCACCUGCAGUGUCAUCGCAGCGUCCUCGACACGCUGUCAGGGCAGGCCCCAGUCCCUGGGGACGAUCAGCCGCAGCCCCAUCGAAGCCACCCACAUGACGCUACUGACAUUGCGGCGUCGUCGCGCCUUCCAGCGCCGUGCCUGCCUCCUGAGCAUUCUCGCCGCCUUCGUUUUUGGCAUGGCGCUGGGCGUGGUGGUGCCCAUGUUCGGCCUUCCGGACUACUUUACUGGUGGCAGCCACACGCCUCCAUCCCCGCCAGCAGUGCAGCAGCAGCAGCAGCAGGAGCAUCAAGGGGAGCUCGAGCGAGCGCAGCGUCCGCCCUCGGAUUUUCCAAGCAUCUACGAGAGCGCAGCUCUACCGCCAUACAGUGUGGCCUUUAUCAAGGGCGCUGGCAAGGGUGGUCCCAGUGCAGAGCUGAGUGCCGAGCAGGUCUUCCGGAACGUGUUCCAUCUGGAGCAGGACAAGAACGCACCGGACUCGAUGAUCGUGAAGAAACUGGACACGAACGACGGCAGCAUCAAGGAGUUCCACGUGCAGCGCACCUCCAGUGGCCGCUACCGCAAGGGUCCCGAGCGGAGACUGACCAAAAAGGAGGAGAGGACGCCGUCUGCACCCGCAACGACGCCCAGCCCCAAGCACUCCCAGGCGGAGAGAGCGGGUCUCAUCGAUGCAGACGUCUUCUGGGGCUCCGAGGUGGAGCGAGCCCUGCCCAAGGGCUUCGCAGCCGAGGAUCAGCGCACCUGGGAGCGCUACGUGUCCGGCCAGGGCCAGGUCGUGCGGCUGGAACACGGCUGCGGCCGCAUGCAGAAUCGCAUGGUGGUGUUCGCCGAUGGGACACGCGCCUGCGCUCGCUACCGACAGAACACGGACCAGAUCCAGGGCGAGAUUUUCAGCUACUACCUCGGCCAACUGCUUAACAUCAGCAACCUGGCGCCGAGUGCUGCCACCGUCAUCGACACGACGACUCCGGGCUGGGCAGCUGCUCUGGGGGACAUCACGCAGGCGCAGUGGAAGGAACGCAGGCCAGUGGUGUUGACGCGCUGGUUGGCGGACCUCGAGCCAGCUGGAAUUCCGCAGCCCUUUCAACCGCUCGAGCGGCACCUGAACAAGUACGACGUCUGGAACCUAACGCGGCAUCUGCAGGCGACGCAGCAGUCCGAUCUGGAGUCGGAGUCAAAGUUUGACGUAGCGCCGGGAUUACUCAAGCGGCUGGGGGCUGCCACCUCGCAGGGUCCCGCUCAUCAAUCAAGCAUGCUUGAGGAGACGCAAUGGCAGUCGCAGUCGCAGUCGCAACCUCAGACCGAGUCGGAGUUGGAGUCGGAAUCGGAAUCGGAAUCGGAGUCAAAGUCGGCGCUGGUGCAGCGACUAAUUGAAUUGGCACAAUGGUCCGAUUUAAUCGUCUUCGAUUACCUGAUCGCGAACCUCGAUCGUGUUGUUAAUAACUUGUACAACUUUCAAUGGAAUGCCGACAUCAUGGCCGCGCCGGCACACAACCUGGCCCGCCAGGUCAGCUCGCAGCUGCUCGUGUUCCUGGACAACGAGAGCGGGUUGCUGCACGGCUAUCGUCUGCUGAAGAAGUACGAGGCAUACCACAGCCUCCUGCUGGACAACCUGUGCGUCUUUCGGCGUCCCACCAUCGAGGCCCUGCAGCGACUGCGGGCGGAGGGCGCGGGACGGCCGCUGCGCGAUCUCUUCGAGCGCGCAACCAGCGACGGCGUGCGUGACGUGCUGCCCUCGCUGCCGGAUAAAUCAAUCAAGAUACUCAUGGAGCGCAUCGAUCGCGUGCUGGGCCAAGUGCACAAGUGCCGCGAGGACCUUAACAAGGGCAGCUAAUGAAGGCGACAAUCUGAGAUCGUCUGGCGUAUGGCUAAUCGAGAUUGAGAUAGGGCUAGGGAUGGGGAUAAAUAAAUCCAGAAAACUGCAGUGUAGGAUGAGGACGCAAUUGCAAACCAUAUAGUCACAGAGGAUAGAAAUUGCAUCCCAGCAUCACUGCCUGAUGCCUGAUGCCUGCUGCCUGCUGCCUGAGUAUUAGAAGGUGAACACUGCUUUCCACCCAUGUAUGUAAAUGUCCGACUCCUGCGAUGAGUAUUACGCAUAUCCAUAGAUAUUUGUAUGUAGAUAUAUAUACCUAGCCCUUAAAACCGUGUGAUAUUUGUCUAAGAACUUAUUGGAAACUAAUUCAAGCUUAAGUAGAUUUCAUUUUACGUUUACAACAUCGAAUAAACCACAAAAAUACCGAAA